AAAGCCCACGUCAUAGCUCGCGGUGCUCGCCCCCCUCCAUCACAAUAAAACGCACACCCUCAUCAUACGGUGCUAAUCACUCAUCACUCAUCGAUCAUCAUUAACCUUCUUCACACCGCAUUCUACUGGUACUCAUCGCUUGAGCACACGAUAGAACGAUGAACGGAAAUCAAGGACUCGAAGCCCUGGCUGCUCUAUGCCAAGGGGAAACAGCAGCCGCUACUAACAACGACAACAGCACGCAAGUUAACAGCACUGAGAAUGGUGCUACUGUUUCCGCGGGUGCUGUUCUGAAUCAUCCUCAGUCCCCAACAGCUCAACAACCCACAUUGCAAGCGGGCGCUGCUAUCCAGCAAGCGACAACAGCAGAAGGCUUGGCACGACAACAAUGGCAACAGGCUAUGGCUGCCGCCGCUGCAAUUGGAGCUGGCUCUGCGGCUACUGCAAAUGUGCCCGCACCAGCUCCUACUGCGAACGGCUUAACAACUGCCCAAAGUCUCGCCAUCCUAUCUGCUGGUGCCCUGCAACAAGCAGCGCUUCAGCAGCAGCAGCAACAACAACAGGCAGCAGCUCAGCUACAGCCACCACCGCAGCAACCAAAACCAAAUUUGGAUCCUAAUGCAGCCUUGGCUGCAAUGCAACAGUUGGCUUACUUUCGGUAUAUCCAGGAUCAGACCACAGCUGCCGUGGGCAAGUUUGCUGCUCAAAAUGCAGCAGCUAACAUGAAUCCAUUGCUCCAAUCUAACCCCCAAGCAGUUGCCUUGGCUUUGGCAGGCCAUGCACAGCAGCUUCAGCAGCAUUUCGGAGAUGCUACAGGAAGACAACAAGUUCUACCCCCGGCGGCGGCGGCUCCAGCAGCAAAUGCUACAGGAAGCCAAACCGAAUCCUCGUCUUCGUCUGUUAGUAGCAUGCCACCACCUCAAAAUCAAGCGGGUGUGGCAUCGCUUCCAAGCACACUGAGCACGGCCGGAAUUGGCGCUGCACCCAACGCGGUGGCUCGACAGCCCAACGCAGCGCCUCGGCAGCCCAAACCAGCGCCUCGACAGCAUACAGCUAUUGCACCUUUACCUAAGGCAGUGGCAGUGGCGGCAGACACAAGUGCAGCUAUGCCUUUGGCGAUGCCCGACGCCAAUGUGGGUGGUGUGGGAGUCGUGCUCGAAGACAAGAAGCUGCAAAAGAGGGCGGCCAAUCGCAGAUCGGCACAGCUGAGCCGCAAACGUAAAAAGCAGUUUAUCGAAGAACUCAAGGACGAAAACGACGAGCUUCGACGCAAGGAGCAGAUCCUUCGAUCGAUUCCAGAUCUGAUCGUCGUGUUCGAUUCCACGGGCAGGCUGUGGUUCGUAUCUCAGUCCGUCUCGAGAUUCAUGAGCAUGUCGGCUUCGGAGCUGGAAGGAACGUCCUUCUGGGACCGUCUCUGUGAAGACAGCGUCCGCCUCCUCAAGGCUGCGUUCAUGGAUUCGUUGGCUGCUCGAACGGACGACUCCGAUACUGCACCUCUUGGAUCUGGCAUUUGGGAAUUGAGGCUUGUGGAUAAGGAUGGCAGCCAUAAGGUUGUCACCUUGAACGGAGUGGUACAUUUCUCGGGCGAUCGACCGGAAUGUGUAUGCAGUAUCCGUCCAAGAGAUGACCCAUCCAUGCCGUCACCGAAACGGAAGGCGAUGGCAAGCGAAGAUGGUCUCAAGAAAAACGAAGAGGGCAGCAAGGCCGCUGAGGUUGAGACCCCGUCAUCGAUGGAAAGCGAUGGUGGGGCACACUUUCAGUCACUCAUUCGGGCCAAGCCCCAACAAAGUGUCAUUAGCGGUUCGUCCGGUGCUUCAGGCCUGGUCCAAAAGGUAAAACCAGCCGGUGGCAAUGGCAAGCGACGAGAAGCUGCACGCAUCAGUGAUGGCGAUAGUGGGAGCGCAGACAGUGGGAGCAGCGAUGAGUUGGGGGAGUAGACCGGGAAGACAACCGUCACUCCUCUUGUACAGUGUACAAACCGCGAGAUUUCGUUUUCCUUGCACUGAUUGGCCAUGCCAAAGGUAUUGGGAAGAGAAAUCCAGUCGCGUUGAUGUUCUGUGUCAGUACGACAUUUUGCCAUCGGGUCUGCAUGCUCAUUUAUGACUAUACAUGCUGUCAAUAAGUUACAUACUGAAGUAUAUAUGUUACAUUCUACAUAUCUUAAGGUCUUUAUAGUCGUGAAGAACUAUUCCUGCCGUACCACUCGUACAAGCU
Messenger RNA from Seminavis robusta, 2214 nucleotides. The record is from the annotation of a GenBank genome assembly. Lineage: Eukaryota; Bacillariophyta; Bacillariophyceae; Naviculales; Naviculaceae.